AUGUCCGUAGGUGUAAAAAGUUACGUACUAUUAGUUUUGGGUUGGGUGGCAAGUGGCGCAUUCGGUAAUGAUGCACAGGAGACUGGCAUACCUGCUGAUAUAUGGCGUUUCUACCUUGCUUGUGCGCGUCCCGAAGGACAAGAUUUUAGCUUUAGUUGGAAUGACUUAGCGGCGCGUAAUAAUUCCGACUUGCUAAACAAUCUGGCCAAUUUUGUAAAUCGUGCGUUAGUCUUUUGCGAAAAGAACUUUGAUGGCGUCAUACAAGCCAUGACCCUAACCAAGGACGAACUCGUACUUUUGGCACUUAUAAAUCGUGAAGUCCGUGUCUAUGUAAACUCACUUGAAAAGGCCAAAUUACGUGAUGGCAUUCGACAUAUGCUUUCAAUUUCUCGCCAAGGCAAUGGUUAUAUGCAAGCGCAACAGCCGUGGGUGUUACUGAAGGGUACCGAUGAGCAGAAGGAGCGUGCUGCCACCAUCAUUGGUGUUUGCGCCAAUAUUGCUGCAAUUUUAGCUAAUCUGCUAUUCCCUUACAUGCCGGCGACAGCGCGCACGCUUCUUACGCAAUUAAAUGCCAAGCAAACUCAGCUGAUAAGCCCGCAUACGGAAAAAAGCUACUGAAUCCGAACUGGUCAUAUUUGGCAAAAAAGGCCUUGCAUGGACAAAUUUUAACUAAGGCCAAGAAAAAAGGCAACGGAAAAUAAUCGCGAGUGGUGGUAAGUUUACGAUGAAAUUAAUGAACGCUGCCCUACAUUUACUAUCAUUUUGGGCCAAUAAUAUAUGCAGCACUUCUGCGAUUACACGACUGAUAUGAAAUUUUGAUUUGUCCCGGCUUUGGUUCAGUAUCUGUAUGGUAGGGUAUAUGUGGCACUCUAGUAGUCGAGUUACCCUUUCGAAGCCUGCUGACACCUCCUUGCCGAUAGAUGGGUGUAAGGUGUGCAGCCAAUUCUUUAAUAAAUUACAUUCGGAAGGAGGUAAUAAAUUUAAGUACUCCGGAAUGUGUGUUUCCAUCUCCUGCUUAGUCUGGGUUGACUCCGACA
This is a messenger RNA of Rhagoletis pomonella (apple maggot), 1037 nucleotides long. Its product is annotated as methionine--tRNA ligase, cytoplasmic-like. Bases 1 to 618 code for a protein of 205 amino acids. The record is from RefSeq and is a predicted model, not a curated record. The transcript has a single exon. Lineage: Eukaryota; Metazoa; Arthropoda; Insecta; Diptera; Tephritidae. Gene Ontology annotation, cellular component: aminoacyl-tRNA synthetase multienzyme complex; cytosol. Gene Ontology annotation, molecular function: ATP binding; methionine-tRNA ligase activity. Gene Ontology annotation, biological process: methionyl-tRNA aminoacylation.